UGUAAACCUAAAAUUAAACAUCAUCAUCUCCUCCUCCUCCUCCUACUCUAAAAACUUCAAAAUUCAAAAUCAAUUGCUAGUGAUAUGGACAAAGAUGUCUACUUUUAUAGUGUUGUUGAUCAAAAGAAGCUUAAACUAUUUGGGUUUGAGCUCAAUCACCCAAGUAAAAACACCAGUGAAGGAGAUCAUGAAAGUGUGAAUUCAUCAACAAGAGAUGACAACAACAACAAGUUUUCGAACGACGUCGAGGACACAAAGAAGUUUGAGUGUCAGUACUGUUUGAAGGAGUUCGCAAAUUCGCAAGCACUGGGAGGUCACCAGAAUGCACACAAGAAGGAGAGAAUGAAGAAGAAGAGGUUGCAACUUCAAGCAAGGAAGGCUAGCAUCAGCCAUUAUCUUCAGCCUUAUCAUAUUAGUACUAAUAAUUAUAAUGGGUUUGUCUGCUAUGAUCCCUCUUUCUAUGAGGAUCAUUCUCCACAGAUUAGUUUCAGCCAGUUUGAUCAUGAUUUUCGUGUCAAUGGGUCAAAACGAUGCACACAGAGGCCGGAAUCAGGUGUGUUCACGGUCACUCAGACUGAUGGGAGAUCAGAGGAUGGAGAAAUUAUCAGACGGCCUAGGAUCGUGAAGGCUGCUGCAAAGCAAUCUUGUAAAUCUUUGGAUCUUCAAUUAGGUCUUAGCUUGCAACCAAAUUUUAGUUAGAAAUGAAACCAUUAAUCAUUUUCAAUUGGAGCGAUGGAAAGGGAAAACAAAUAUAGAUUACUUAAACAUAUAUUUCGAUGAUUACUCUAAGAAAGUCUAACCUAAAGUAUUGUCGGUUUUGAAUCUCAAGACUCGCAUGAUUUUUAUUUUUAAAAGAACCUUACACAAUUGAGAGGAGUUGAUCGAGUCUUAAUUUAUAAAAUAUUUUGUUUUACCUCAA
Tripterygium wilfordii is the source of this 919-nucleotide messenger RNA. Its product is annotated as zinc finger protein GIS3-like. Lineage: Eukaryota; Viridiplantae; Streptophyta; Magnoliopsida; Celastrales; Celastraceae. Bases 85 to 699 code for a protein of 204 amino acids. Gene Ontology annotation, molecular function: DNA-binding transcription factor activity; transcription cis-regulatory region binding. The record is from RefSeq and is a predicted model, not a curated record. Gene Ontology annotation, cellular component: nucleus. The transcript has a single exon. Gene Ontology annotation, biological process: trichome morphogenesis; cytokinin-activated signaling pathway; gibberellic acid mediated signaling pathway.